AUGGAGCAAACAAAACAAGCAAAAAAACUGGCGGAAGCAGACGACGACCAACAAACUGUUCCCAAGGUCAGAACUUACAUCUCCUCUUUGCUGCAAAGAGUGGCUGAGUCUAAUGACAAGCGCCGCCUGUUCCAGUCCCAGAAGAUGUCUGUUUUCCAUGGACUUACCAGGCUAACUACAUCCAUCACAACCUAUCUCCACAGGAUCUUUAAGUACGAAAAUUGCAGCCCUUGUUGUUUUGACGUUGCUUACGUUUAUCUUGACCGCUUUAUGCAAAUGCACCCAUCUUUGCCUCUCGAUUCUUUUAAUGUACAUAGGCUGCUUAUAACCAGUGUUUUGGUUUCUGCCAAGUUCAUGGAUGACAUAUGUUACAACAAUGCAUAUUAUGCCAAAGUGGGAGGCAUCAGCACUGAGGAGAUGAACAUCCUUGAGGUGGAUUUCUUAUUUGGUUUGGGGUUCCCAUUGAACGUAAAACCUGACACCUUCCGCACCUACUUUUUUCUCCAAAGGGAAAUGCGGUUGCAACCCCCCCCCCCUUUACAAGUUUUGGCAGAACCUUACCAAAACAUUAAUAAUGGGAGACCUCUCAAGAUCCACUGCUGUUUCAACGAUGAUGAAUCCACCCAUCAGCAGCAACUUGCUGUUUAAACUGAUAUUUUAUCAUUGGUGGUGGAUUACUGGAAAUACAUGACCAACAAAAGAUGUUGGCUCAAGUUAAAAUGGAGCUGACAUUAGGAAAAUUACCACAUUGAUGUCAGUUUUAUAGAUCGGAUGUCAAAAAUCUCAUUUUGGUGUAAAUGUGACUUUUCGGGGCAUGUUUGGAUUA
This is a messenger RNA of Gossypium raimondii (Peruvian cotton), 826 nucleotides long. Its product is annotated as cyclin-U4-1. Gene Ontology annotation, biological process: regulation of cyclin-dependent protein serine/threonine kinase activity. The record is from RefSeq and is a predicted model, not a curated record. Lineage: Eukaryota; Viridiplantae; Streptophyta; Magnoliopsida; Malvales; Malvaceae. Gene Ontology annotation, molecular function: protein kinase binding.